CGGCGCGGCGCGGGCGCGUUUGAUCCGCGACACUGUUGGAGUUUGUGUGACGCGAUCAUCUGUUCUUCACAUCACACUGCGCGAUAUCUCAACUUUAUAUUUGAUCGAUUUAAUGUGGAAUUUAUGAGUUUCCCUAAUGUUUCAUCUAAAUGAAAGAGGAACAGAGACGCGUUAAAUAAUAUUAAUGAAAAGUCCGUGUACGGUGUCGAGUGAUGUAAUCUCGUUCAAUCGCCUUAAAUAAGUUAGUUUUCAACUAAAAGUAUCUGGUUAUGAGUGUUUUCAUAACUUAUAAAGUCUCAUGUUAUAUGAUAACAGUGUUAAAUGUGUAAAGUGAGAGAAGUUUGUGGCUCGAAAGAACAUAUGGCAUAAAAACACAGCUGGAGGUUUGAGACUGAUGUCAGAGCAGCUGACUCUACCAGUUACACACACACACACACACACACCACUCAUGCACGCGCACACACACACAGAGCUCACACAUUCAGUUGCUCACAUGGACGCGAGAUAGAGAGUCGCGUUCAGGCGUCUGCUGCUCUCACGCGUUUAGUUUGCUGAUGUUCUUCAUGUUUGUGAAGUGUUUGGAGAUGUGAGAGGUGUUUGCUCAUGGCUGGAUUUCUCUCAUUCACUGUUCUAACUCUCGAUCAACCUCUGUAAGCUCUGCUACAGGACGUUAUGACAUUGAGCUGGAGUUUCUCUUCAGCAGUCUGAUUGAAGAGUGCUACGUUUCUCUGUGAGAUGAAAGUUGUGCAGGUUACGGAAGAAGAAUGGAGUUCCCAGACCACAGCCGGCAGUUACUGCAGUGCCUGAGUCAGCAGAGGCUCCAGGGUUUCCUCUGCGACUGCACCGUGCUCGUCGGAGACGCUCGCUUCAAGGCGCACAGAGCCGUGCUGGCCUCGUGCAGCAUGUACUUUCACCUCUUCUACAGAGACCAGCUGGACAAAAGGGAGGUGGUGCAUCUGAACAGCGACAUCGUCACGGCCCCCGCUUUCGGCCUGCUCCUCGAAUUUAUGUACGAGGGAAAACUUGAGUUCGGAGCGCUGCCCGUGGAGGACGUCCUGGCUGCCGCCAGCUACCUGCACAUGUACGACAUCGUGAAAGUGUGCAAAGGAAAGUUAAAGGAUAAGGAACUGUGCUCCCUGGACGACAGGAUCGGAGACGGCAUGAUUUCGGGCACUUCGGACAGGGAGAUCUCUUCCGACAGGGCGGGGGGGUCGGCGACGCACGCCCCCCCGAGAGCCCACACGCCAGACGACUGUGACACGAGCGCCCUCGCGCAUUGCGAAAAGCUCACGCCGGUCAGGCAGAAGGCGAACGGUCACCCUGACGGGUCCCCGGACCAUGUAGGUGUCAAUUAUGUGUCAGCCGAGGCCGAGCCCCGCGUCCAAACAGCUGGAAAAACAAAAGCCGAUGUCAGCGGUUCGACCGUCCUCGUGUCCCAGAGGUCCCGGGCGUCGGAUGACACGGACUGCGCUCUGGAUUUGUCUUUCAAGCCUCUGUCGAGCCGAGAUGCCUUCCACCCCUCCUUCGUCUCGGGACAGCUGGCCCUCGACAGCCAGCAGCAGGGCACUGAGCCACUUGUUAAAGACGAACAUGACUUUCUGUCAGAGCAGGGCGACAGCGAACCCGUGAGCCCCGAGAGCCGGCGCUUUGGGAAUAGCACCAGGAACUCAGUGGUGACAGGGUUCGCCGCCCUCUUCCCCGGCAACGGCGGGCCGACCUCGGCCGCCCUGCUCCCCCCGGACGAUGACCUGAUGGAGGGGGAGGGCGAGGGGGAUGGGAUGGGGGUGGAGGUUCACCGUCGUCCGGGCGAGGGGGGCGGCCGGCUGCUCGGGGACAGCGAGGGAGAAGAGGAGGACGACCUGGCCUCUUCGGACAUCUCCACGUCCAGCGGGGUUCUGUUACCCGUCGGGGGUCGGCAGGUGUGCGUCUGUCCGCUGUGCAGCAAAGUCUUCCCGAGCCCCCACGUGUUGCAGCUGCACCUCAGCUCUCACUUCCGGGAGAAAGACGGCGUGCGGUCCAAACUGUCGCCCGACGGUUCCGUGCCGACCUGCUCGCAGUGCGGCAAGACCUUCUCGUGCAUGUACACGUUGAAGCGGCACGAGCGCACGCACUCCGGCGAGAAGCCCUACACGUGCGGCCAGUGCGGAAAGAGCUUCCAGUAUUCCCACAACCUGAGCCGGCACGCCGUGGUGCACACGCGGGAGAAGCCGCACGCUUGCAAGUGGUGCGAACGACGCUUCACUCAGUCGGGCGAUCUGUACCGACACAUUCGCAAGUUUCACUGCGGCCUUGUGAAAACUCUUCCUAUUGGAUAAAAGCUCCUGUGUGUCACAGUCACUUCAUCUCUACACUAGCGGCACACGCUUUUGUAUAAAAACAACAAACUCAUUGUCACUUUUACAAACGUGUCCAAGUUGUGACAUGAAUAUAUUACUAAUGUUAUCCAGUAUUUUGCAGGGGGAAGUCAGUUUGUUCAUUGGUGACAAGAAUACCCCAGCAAUCAUUUUGACAAGUUUGAUGCACUUGGAUGCUGACCUCUCGUGUGUGUGUGUGUGUGUGUGUGUGUGUUUGUGUAAUGUAUUUAAACCAUCGCUCAUGAACCUUGAGAUCUGAGGUUUGAGGAUUUGCUUUUGCAGCUAUAAUUUAUUGAUGGAGACGUCAUGAAAUGUGAUUGACCACCAUGACAGAGAAGUUUUUCACUGCAUCCAGAUUUGUAUUUAUUCACUUAUCAUUUUUAGAGAUCUUUGUUUUUGUGUGAAUCUACUGAAAGGGUCGACUGAAAUCUAUUACUGAAGUUUCUGCACUUGCCAAUGUUAUAAUAGACAUUGAAAGCUACUGUCUGCUUUGUUGGUUGUUUUCUUUUUUGAGACCUACUGAAGACAUUUUUCAGAUGAUCCGUUUAAAUGAAGGACAGGUUGAUCUUACUUUACAGUACUGUCUUCUUCUAAUAUCUACAGAGUUUCUCUUCAUUCUUCCAGAUUUGUCUUUCUUAUUUGCUGAUUGAAUGAAGCGAUUGAUUUGUUGACUUGUCAUUAUUUUGAUUGAAUAUGACGGUGAAGUGUUUAUGGUUAUAUAGUAACAGUAGUGUGCACUAAACAAAUCCAAGUUCUGCUGUAUAUUUCAUCGGUCCUGAGAAAACUUGAGUAGUUUAUUUAUUAGUUGUUUUGGUUCAGGGUUUAACGUAGAAUCUAUAGAUGGUGUCGGUACGUUUUCUUUAACAUUAUAGGAUUAUUGAUGAAUUGCUGUAUGUGGUACCUGGUUUCAUUGUCUCUGUUAAAUGAGGUUUGACUUAUAAGCACUUCUCUUCAGCGUACACAUUCACCUUAUAGUUACAACACUGAUAUACUCUAGGCUGCUAUUUCUAACUGUAUAUUUAUUGUAGAUUAUUGUAUUUGAUGAAAUCAUUAUGUCACAUUUCAUUUGGAGUCAAGUACGACUGAAACCUCUCUGAAAAGCUGCAAUAUUUGACAUUGAUUCGAGUCUUCCGGGAUUAAAAGCCCUGUUUUUGACAUCUGUUAAAUAUCAGAGAUACUAUUGGUUUACAAGCACAAACAUCCGAUUGAUCCGGAGACUAAUAAUCUACCUGGGAAAGACUCACAAUAAUGAAGCUGUUUCUUCAGAUGAAAGCAAGUGUGCAUCUUUAUCUGCUGUUGAAUAAAGCAAUGAACUCGG
Messenger RNA from Misgurnus anguillicaudatus (oriental weatherfish), 3672 nucleotides. RefSeq names its product zinc finger and BTB domain containing 42 (gene zbtb42). Gene Ontology annotation, cellular component: nucleus. The record is from RefSeq and is a predicted model, not a curated record. Gene Ontology annotation, molecular function: DNA-binding transcription factor activity, RNA polymerase II-specific; protein binding. NCBI's taxonomy places the organism in Eukaryota, Metazoa, Chordata, Actinopteri, Cypriniformes, Cobitidae. Gene Ontology annotation, biological process: regulation of transcription by RNA polymerase II.